UACCUCCCACAUGGGGUGACCAAAGGCUUAGUGUGAGCCUGAUUAGUUUUGUAGCAGGUGGGCACAAGAUGUUAGUAGAGACGAGCACACAAACAAAUGCAUGGACAUAGACUUACUUCAAUACCAGUUCCAGAGAAGAUGGUGGCCACUGUGCUCACCUUUCUCACCUCACUUAAACAUGUUCAACCUGAUGAGCAACUGCUGCACCUGGGUCUCCAAGAUACAGGAGCCAAUCAGGAAAGUGACCAUUCUGGUGGUCGGUCUUGACAAAGCAGGAAAAACAUCCUCCAUCAGAGGGAUGUUAAGAGUCCCCCAUGGUGUGGAAUCAGGACCCACCCAGGGCUGCAUCCGAAAUGAGUUGAGAGUGGAGAACUACCUGGUCACCUUGUUGGAUGUGGGAGGAUCAGCAGAGUCGAGAGGAGCCUGGAGGGAGUUCUACAGAGAGGCCCAUGGGAUCAUCUUUGUGGUGGACUCCAGUGACAGGCAGAGGAUAAAGGAGGUCAAGGAGGUGCUUGCUGAUCUGCUGAAGCAACCAAGAGUGGCAGGAAAACCCAUAUUAGUGUUGGCUAACAAACAGGACAAAAUGAACGCUUUGCUGGGAAGUGAGCUGAUUGAGAUUCUGUCACUGGAGAAGCUGGUCAACCAGAGCCGCUCUCUGUGCCAUAUUGAGCCUUGUUCAGCCUUAAUGGACCUGCGACGCUGGUCGGACAGAAAGACUCUACGAGGCCUUCGCUGGUUGCUGCGUGCUGUUUGUCUGGAUUACCCCGAGCUGUGUACUCGUGUGGCCCAGGACAGCAAGAGGCCCCUGGAACCAAGAGAGAGGGAAAAGAACUGGAAAACGGAGAAAGGUCGCAGAAAAACCAAAGGGGAUCGAAUCCGAUCCAGCAAGUCAGAUCUUCGCCAGGUUCAUCGGCCAAAAGACAAGGAGAAGAAGACCAAGGGUGAAGGAAAGCUGCAACCCAUUCGAAACAUGCUACAUAAGGAAACCACUCUGAAGCUGAAGACAAAGAAGGAGAAGAAGCUGGUUAAGGUCAAGGAAGGUGAAAAAGAUCAAGAAGAAGGAAAUGAACAGGAGGAUGAAGAGGAGGGUGACGGUAACGAAGGAGAGCAAGAAAAUUCUGGUCACAGAGAGAAAGCCAGUAGUGCCCUGAUCCCCCCGAAAAAAGGCAAACCAAAACGCAAAACAAAGGUGAAAGAAGAGACUCUGGAGAUACCAGAAUCACCUGACAACGACGAGAAGGCGCUCAAAGCUAAAGGGGAAAAGAGGAAGAAGAAGAAAGUUGUCAAAGUAAAAAGGAAGAACAAAGUCAACACAGAGGAGAUGCCUGGAGCUUACUCUCAACCUGUGGACCUGUCUGCAACCUUCGAUCUUUACCGAAAAGCAAUACUGGCUCUGAAGGAACGUCAGGAUCAGGGACAGUGAGAGUGAAUCCUGGUUGUGUCCUGCGACCUGAGUGGGAGGAUGUGGUCCACAGCAGUAGCACACGGUCACACUACAUCACUUUACAAACUCUCACACCCUCCGGCCCCCACACACACUCAACAGGGGAAAGACUCGGUUACUGACUGCUAUGUCUUUAUCACUUUCUAUAGACUAUCACUUCAGACCUGAUCCCUGAACGUUUGGAGUGCAAAUUCUUUUUUACGAUUAUUUGACCAUUUUCUAGCAAUGAACAGUGCACUGGGCCGAGUAUGGGACAUUGUUGAAUGUGUUGAAGUGAUGAACACAUCUAUGAAAUUGUAUAAUAAACAUUUUGUUACUACUUGCAUUGCAUAUCUUAUCGGUUUACAUUACAGCAGCAGCAACAGCAAAAGUACAGCACAAGUAUUGUGUGCUACAAGUUAGUUAGAUUUCAAAAUCUAGCACAGUCAUCGAACGAAGAACAAGAUUGUUUAUCUGAAUGUAUAAUCAAAAAAGCUGGGUUCUGUUGUUCUCCACCUUUUUUGUCAUUUCAUAAUGAGUCUGUCAGAUCUGAGCCCCAAAAUGUACUGAUCCCAAGACAUUCCUCUGUGGCAGCCAGUCAUCUCGACCUUCUUCCACAAGUCGAAACUCUGUAUUGACCAGAUGGCACAACCGAUUUGACUGUUUGUGCUACAGCUUCUGGGUUUGGCAGUUGUUAAGUUUCAUCAAUAUUGACUGUACUGUGCUUGACUUUAGCAAAGACAAAAAUUGUUAAACUGACUAAAGAUAAGACAUAACUUCUGAGGUCUGUUGAGUGA
Molecule: messenger RNA, 2220 nt
Organism: Siniperca chuatsi (mandarin fish)
Lineage: Eukaryota; Metazoa; Chordata; Actinopteri; Centrarchiformes; Sinipercidae
Gene: arl13a
Product: ADP-ribosylation factor-like 13A
Exons: 10
Coding region: 101-1423 (440 amino acids)
Biological process (GO): receptor localization to non-motile cilium; non-motile cilium assembly
Cellular component (GO): ciliary membrane; non-motile cilium
Molecular function (GO): GTPase activity; GTP binding
Source: RefSeq, a predicted model, not a curated record